This is a messenger RNA of Pisolithus orientalis, 2681 nucleotides long. Its product is annotated as N-terminal C2 in EEIG1 and EHBP1 proteins-domain-containing protein. The transcript has 3 exons. Bases 286 to 2433 code for a protein of 715 amino acids. The record is from RefSeq and is a predicted model, not a curated record. Lineage: Eukaryota; Fungi; Basidiomycota; Agaricomycetes; Boletales; Pisolithaceae.
CCGAAUAGGAAAAUCGCAUGUUUUGAACUCGCCCGGGGUUCUGCGUUGGAGUGGCUUCGUCGACCAGAAAUUGAAACCAAAGCACCCCACUCUACCCCGCUCCGAUCGGGACUCAUCAGACAACCCGACACACGGGCCUGUGUCAAAUCAGCAGUUGGCAUCGAUUUUGAUGGUUUUGCAGUGACGUGACGAGGCACCGCUGACCAGUGUUCACCGAGUGUCUCGGUGACUCUUCUCUCAACGCGUGGUGCACCCACGACCAGUACGAACCCACCCCACUGGCAAAUGCUAAUGCACGAGCAGCGAUUGUUUCCAGGUUUUGGCAUAAAUCUUACUCAUGGCGACGACACUCAUCCGACUCUCGCUGCGGUCGCCUCCACGUCAGCACCAUCCCUCCGACACCGUUCUUCCACCCUCAAACCACCCAAGAAACCCCCCCCUCGUCUGAAUCUGCAUCCUUCACCAUUUACUGCUGCAUCUAAUGGCUCACCGAUCCCCCGUCCAUCGUCACAUCUUUCCCGAGCAAAGCCACCCACGCAUCCCUCAGCCCCACCUGCGACCAGUCACACUACAGCCACAGCUCGUCCACCUAGCUCGGGUCCAGCUCCGCCGCUUGUAUCUACACCAAGCCAGUUGACUGGAAUACGCGCCCACUUUGCGCAACUCUUGCCAAGACAUGCUGUCUUCCUGGUCCGACUCACGAUUCAUCAGCUGAAUAACGUUCCACUCGUCCGCGGUGAGUUUGGGGUGAGGUGGAAGGUUAAAGGAGUCACGAAUGGUGGGAUCCUUGGAAAGGUAAAGGGGAAAGCAAAAGGAAAGGGCAAGGUGGGAAACGCCAAGGGAAAUACAACACCAACUACUACUCUCAUCUUUCAAGAUGCACACGAAGGAAAGGAAAGAACAAAAGAAAGUGAUAGGGACAGUGGCAGUCUUCUUGAUCACUCCGCCUCCGUGUCAGACACACACAGUAUUGCUGCAAGCAGUUCAACACACUCUCACUCGUAUGACUACGGUUUGCCAGCGAGCUUGCCCCGGUCGCGGUCCAUCGGUCGGAGCCAUGCCCCCACAAUUCCACACAACAUCCCUGCGCUCGUCGUUUCUUCAAACAGCUCUCACGCGCCAUCACCCCCAGUUAGCCGCAGUGUCAGUGGCACGUCAAUAACCAGCACACCCUCAUCUACCCAUUCAAAGUUGCAUACACCCGCGCACUACCUCUCCGCAGAAUGGCUUCCCCAGUCACAGACGUACUCCCCCCUGUUUGCUAAUCCAAUGCAUGAAGAACCUGCCCCGUCGCUGGCGGAUACUCCUCCGGCAGACGGAUACACACCCGCAAAGGGACACACGCCAUUCGUCCAACUGAGGGAUCACAAUGUGGUCUGGGAGCAGACCCUGGAUUUCGUGGUCCAAAUGAACGUUGGUAAAGAGUCCGGGGAGCUGGGCGACUGCCCAGCUAAACUAGUGGUUAUGCAGCGUGUUAUAUCUGGCGAUGCGGAUGCACCGCGAAAUCCCCGUGUUGGGGCCAUCCAUUUGAAUCUCGCUCAAUAUGUCGGUGCUGGCGUUGUUACACGACGCUAUUUACUUCGACAGAGCAAAACGAAUGCUACUCUAAAGUUGACUAUUCACUUGGAACACACCGGAGGUGCAACCUCAUACAUCGCGCCACCCCUUCCCAAAGGCGAGAUUCUUAGCGGAGUCACAGGUAUCCUCGACUCGGACACGUACCUUAACCGCCCUCGCACACUUGGGUUGUAUUCCUCUUCUAGUUCCGGAUCGUCGGACUCCUUAUCUUCCGGGGACACUUCGCCUUCCGCUUUACAUCCAGACAAAGACCAGAGUAAAGCACACGGUGCACGGCGGCGACAGAAGAAUCCCAAACGAAAGUUUUUUGACCCGUCGAAGCUCCCGGACGUGCGAGGUCCUCGCGCAACGGAGAAGCUUAUUGAGGCUAUUUUCAAUCCUGCCCCUGUCACCUCCCCGACACAAGUGAACCCGUUUACGUUUCUGAUCGGGGUUUACGACGAGCAGGACGGUGCUUAUGAAGGUGGGGAUCAGGAGUCUCCACGCCCUGGGUGCAAGAGGCAAAUCAGUGAAACAUCUGCGGAUGGGAAUGAGGACUCGUUUUUCUAUUGCGAUACUCCUCCGAAAAAUGAGGUCGACGAGCAGACGCCAGAACAAGGAGCGGAGCACCGAGACUCGGAGAGCGAUUAUCAUAGCGUUCGGUCGCACCGCUCGGGGUCACUGGAUGCCAGCGAUGGCGAGCACCCGUUGAGAAGCAAACAGUCUCUGCGAUCCAUUGGAAGUCGGUUGGGUCUGCGAACAGACCCACGAAACGAAAAUGUUGCUACAGGUGAGAGCAUGGUGGUUAAGAAUAAUGGCCGUGGGGGCGGAGAGGAAAAGAGAAUGUGGUGGCAGAAAGUUCUGCGACCUGCCUGAUGCAUGCUACGGAGUCCCGGACAAGUACUAUUAGUAUAUAUUUUCACGAUAUAUUUUUCUACAUUCUAUUACAUGCGUAACCCUCACUGGUUGCUAUUACAGUAAUACUGAUCAUAGUUGUUAGAGGUUUUUCUUUUGGAUUUUUUGGGAUGCAUUUUUUCUAGCUUUCUAGUUUUCUAAGGCACAUUUUGUAAGCAUGUUCCAGCAAGCUUGUAGCAAGCAUUUUUCAUAUGUUUGAUGUUGACUAG